Molecule: messenger RNA, 2526 nt
Organism: Puntigrus tetrazona (Sumatra barb)
Lineage: Eukaryota; Metazoa; Chordata; Actinopteri; Cypriniformes; Cyprinidae
Gene: ddx19a
Product: DEAD-box helicase 19a
Exons: 12
Coding region: 115-1539 (474 amino acids)
Biological process (GO): poly(A)+ mRNA export from nucleus
Cellular component (GO): nucleus; cytoplasmic stress granule
Molecular function (GO): RNA helicase activity; ATP binding; RNA binding
Source: RefSeq, a predicted model, not a curated record
GACAGCGUUCUAUGCGCGCGCUGUCCCUUUGCGCGUUCCCGCGAAGCUGAGUCGCGUGAAGUGAAGCCCUUCACAGAAGACCGCUUAAUAGUUGACAUAUCUUCGACUGAAGCGAUGGCAACUGACUCGUGGGCUCUAGCUGUGGACGAACAAGAGUCUACCACCAAGACCAUUGGGAACUUGCGGAUUAUGGAAGCAGGGGAUGCAAAUUUACGUCAGACUGAUGAUGAUGGCAACAAAUCCGACGAGGAGGAAAAAGAGGACAGAGCCACACAGUCUCUCCUAAACAAGCUGAUCAGAAGCAAUGUGGUCAACAACACAAACCAAGUGGAGGUUCUCCAGAGGGACCCAAACUCGCCUCUUUAUUCAGUCAAGACCUUCGAAGAGCUGAGACUGAAACCGCAGUUGCUCAAAGGCGUCUAUGAAAUGGGCUUCAACAGACCUUCUAAAAUCCAAGAGAACGCCCUUCCCAUGAUGCUUGCCGAACCACCUCAGAAUCUGAUCGCUCAGUCUCAGUCUGGCACUGGUAAGACAGCUGCCUUCGUGCUGGCCAUGCUCAGUCAUGUGGACCUGAGCUUAAAAUGGCCUCAGUGUUUGUGCAUUUCUCCCACUUAUGAGCUCGCUCUGCAGACGGGUAAAGUCAUCGAGCAGAUGGGCAAGUUCUAUCCAGAAGUCAAACUGGCUUAUGCUGUUCGAGGACAUAAAAUGGAGCGUGGCGUUAAGAUCAAGGAGCAGAUCGUCAUCGGCACACCUGGGACGGUUCUGGACUGGUGCGUUAAGCUGAAGCUCAUCGACCCUAAAAAGAUCAAAGUGUUUGUUCUGGACGAGGCCGAUGUGAUGAUCGCCACGCAGGGACACCAGGACCAGAGCAUCCGCAUUCAGAGGAUGCUGCCCAAAGGCUGUCAGAUGUUACUCUUCUCUGCCACCUUCGAGGACUCCGUGUGGAAGUUUGCCGAGCGGGUCGUGCCAGAUCCCAACAUCAUCAAGCUUAAACGAGAAGAGGAGACCCUGGACACUAUCAAGCAGUACUAUGUGCUCUGCAACAGCAAGGAGGACAAGUUCACCGCACUCUGUAACAUCUACGGAGCUAUCACUAUCGCACAAGCUAUGAUCUUCUGUCAUACUCGAAAAACAGCCAACUGGCUUGCUGGCCAGCUGUCUAAAGAGGGCCACCAGGUGGCGCUGCUCAGUGGGGAAAUGGUAGUCGAGCAGAGAGCUGCAGUUAUUGAACGUUUCCGAGACGGCAAAGAAAAAGUUCUCAUCACUACUAAUGUCUGUGCAAGAGGUAUUGAUGUUGAGCAAGUGUCAGUGGUGAUCAACUUUGACCUUCCUCUGGACAAAGACGGCAAUCCGGAUAAUGAAACAUACCUCCAUCGGAUCGGCAGAACUGGUCGAUUUGGUAAAAGAGGGCUUGCCGUCAACAUGGUGGACAGUCAGCGCAGCAUGGAGAUUCUCAAGACAUAUGAGAGGCAUUUUAAUAAGAAAAUUGGUAGGCUGGACACAGAUGAUCUGGAUGAAAUUGAAAAAAUCGCCAACUGAAGUGAUGAGCAAAAUGCACUCUACAUUAUUUUCAUAAAAAUCAGUUCUGCUGUUACCUGGUCAGAUUUAAUGCUUGAAUAAUCUGCAUUACAAAGACAGUUGUUUACAUAAAUUAUCGAGUCAUAUUUAGUAAAAUAUGCUUUAACUUAAUGCCAAAUAGUUUUGAUUCUAAGCUUAUAGCUGUUACAGGACUUUUUGAAUCAGUUUGCAUUUGAACAGUGUAUUUUGAUUUUGAGGUGAGUUGCAGUGCUAAUUUGAUCUUGUUUACAGGAGAAGGUUUAGGCAUUUUCUAUUUGACUAAUGAAUAUCUUGCAUAGCUGUGAAGUAGACUGCUUUUUGGUCUUACGUUUGAAUGGAAUCGUAACAGACUUCAGUGUUUAUUCCAUCACAGUAUCUAAGAAAGAUAAAACUCAGUUAGGAAGAGAAUCUCUGAUAAAUACGGUUUACUACAAAAAAGACGCACAAAUGACACGGUGUCUUAAGACCAAUUCACGACACUAACAUUCCUCAAGACCAAGAGCACUUUAGAACAAAAGACAUUUUAUAAUGAGAAUUAUAUCGAAAAUCACAAGAGCAUUGUUUUGAUACGGAACAAUGCCAUUGUACUUGAACUGCAAAAAGCAUUUAAGCUUUUUGAAGGAGAGUUUGUUUUGUUCUGUUCAGAAAGGCCAAAUAUUACUUUGAGUUUUAGGUGAACUUUUCUGUUGCAGACAAUGCAGCACUUUUACAAAGCAUAAAGAGCUACUGAAGAUUGUUGUAUUGUAGCUAUAUUGUUAGCAAUGGCUGGGCUACUGUUUUGCGAAAUGCUAAAUUUAUUUUAGUUUGUUUACAUUUUUGCUGCUUAAAUUAAUGCGCCUUGUUUGACUGAAAGCCGUUUGAGAUUGCAUUUAGCUGCAGCAUUUCAGUUUCUUUUUUUGUACAUUUGCUGCAUUUAGGGUUUUAUAGUUGUUUCCUAUAUAUUCUUAUAAUAAUAAAACGACCAGUUGG